GAUUAGUUUGAUUCGAUAUUUCCAUUACGGAAAAUCAAUAUGUCGCGUAUCAAACAAUCGCAAGAAACAGUAUGUCUACACAACCGUACAAUUGGCAAGCAGGAAAAACUAAUGUCUACGAUAGAGUAAAGUUUUUGUUCAAUAAUGAAAUACUCUGUGAUGUUCAUUUUAUCGUUGGCAAGGGUUCGCAAAGACGACGUAUUCCUGCACAUCGGUUUGUCCUCUCAAUGGGAAGCGCUGUCUUUGAUGCAAUGUUCAAUGGUGGUAUAGCAAGCCCAAAUGAUGAUGUAGAACUGCCUGAUGUAGAAUCAUCAGCUUUUCUUGCUCUCCUAAAAUUCUUAUAUACAGACGAGAUCCAAAUCGGCCCAGAAACUGUCAUGACUACAUUAUAUGCAGCUAAAAAAUACGUAGUGCCGAUUAUGGAAGAUGCUUGCGUUGAUUUUUUAAAGAAAAACCUUCGUCCUGAUAAUGCAUUCAUGCUGUUGACACAGGCGAGAUUAUUUGACGAGUCACAGUUAGCAACUAGAUGUUUGGAAUGUAUUGAUAAGAAUACGUUUGAAAGUUUUAAUGCCGAAGGUUUUACGGAUAUUGAUUACAAUACAUUGUUAGCUGUUUUAAAACGUGACACACUAGGACUGAAAGAAAGCCAGUUGUUUCAACACGCAGUGCGAUGGGCAAAACAAGAAUGCGAGCGAAAGGAAUUGAACAAAACGCCAGCAAAUCUAAGGUGUGUCUUAUCUGAGGCUUUGUACCAGAUCCGUUUCCCAUUGAUGCCAGUGGAAGAUUUUGCAACAGGCCCAGCACAAUCUGGUAUCUUAACAGAGAAAGAAAUUGUCAGUUUAUUUCUGUAUUUCCAUGUGAAUCCCAAACCAAAAGUUAAUUUCAUUGAUAAGCCAAGAUGUUGCCUGACCGGCCGGGAGAAGUCUGUCAGGAGAUUCUCAAAAGUUGAAAACCGAUGGGGUUAUAGUGGUACAAGUGAUCGGAUUCGGUUCUCGGUAAACAAGCGUAUCUUUGUUGUUGGUUUGGGCCUUUAUGGUGCAAUUCAUGGUCCCAGUGAUUACAAUGUCAAAAUGCAAAUCAUUAACACUGAGACUGGCUUGGUUUGUGGAGAGAACGACACAGCGUUUAGUUGCGAUGGAACCCCAAGCAUAUUCCGUGUGAUGUUCAGUGAACCAAUAGAACUCUCCCCAAGCAUCAUUUAUGUUGCAAGUGCAACCUUGAAAGGUGCUGAUUCGUAUUAUGGCACAAAAGGACAGCGUAAAGUUGUUUGUGAAAUACCUGAACCAAAGGAUGAGAAUAUUGUGUUUCAUUUUUCAUAUGCUACUGGAAACAAUAAUGGAACCUCGGUCGAGGACGGACAAAUUCCUGAAAUAAUUUUCUACACUUGACUCUAAAAUGUACCCUAAUUUUGACAUAUCUGCAUGAUGUAGUUAGGUGAACAUCUUUGAGUGACUGUUAUACUCUUAAACUUUGUAUAUAUUUGGCUACCUUGAAACUGAAGUUGAUUGUGGGUAUGAAAUGCAUUAGAAACACAGCUAUAUAAACAAGUGUUUGUCAUCUCCACUAUCAACAUCCUAGAUAUCAAAUAAACUUAUGUAACAUACAUGUCCUAUAUUACAAUCAAGUGCUAAAACACAUUUUAUAUAUAGAAUUUUAGGCCUUGUGAUAUAUAUAUGUACAUAAUGGUGUUAUUUCAGAGAUCUUGAGAAAAGACCUUGAGUAAAAUAACAUUAGCUAACUGAACUAGUGUUCUUGGGCCGGUUGUAUCAAGCCUGUUUAGCUUAAACGGUGGAUAAGUCAAAAUUAAAUAACAUUCUUACAUCUGUCUUGAAUGAGUUAACUUGAAUAUUAUGCACUAAAUAUGUAGUUGUAAACAGUAUCUUUGCAUUAAGGUUAAAAACAUUUAGU
Molecule: messenger RNA, 1908 nt
Organism: Dendronephthya gigantea
Lineage: Eukaryota; Metazoa; Cnidaria; Anthozoa; Malacalcyonacea; Nephtheidae
Product: BTB/POZ domain-containing protein 2-like
Exons: 2
Coding region: 72-1388 (438 amino acids)
Biological process (GO): neurogenesis
Cellular component (GO): cytosol
Molecular function (GO): protein binding
Source: RefSeq, a predicted model, not a curated record